Molecule: messenger RNA, 2164 nt
Organism: Coffea eugenioides
Lineage: Eukaryota; Viridiplantae; Streptophyta; Magnoliopsida; Gentianales; Rubiaceae
Product: pentatricopeptide repeat-containing protein At1g66345, mitochondrial-like
Exons: 2
Coding region: 301-1950 (549 amino acids)
Molecular function (GO): protein binding
Source: RefSeq, a predicted model, not a curated record
ACAUUGGACUGUGGUCAGUGGACACAAACACACCUCUUCUUCUUCCCACUCGGCUGUUCCGCUGUCGGCAUUCUUCUUUCCCCAAAUCAAAAGCAAACCCUAGCCGCCGCUACCACCGUCUUCACCACUCACCAGUCAGCCACUUCUGCCACCACCACUGCCCCGCCCUUCAAUUGAAGAGCCCUUUCUCUCCGAGUCCUUCAGUCCCAGUUUGUUGGCCGACGUUAGAAGCAGCUACGGUAGACAUUUCAUCAGCUCCGUUGGUGGAGGGCCUCGCGAACAGGUGUUUUCUGGAAGAGAAUGGCAAAGCUCUUGCUUUCCAAAGUUCAAACUCCAAUUUAUCGCUCAAUUAUCAAACCUGCCCAACUUUUACUUCACGCUCACCAAUUUACACACAGUUGUUCAGAGCCUGCAGAUGAUAAGGAUGCAAUCUUGACGUCCAUAUGUGACUCCUUAAGCAAAGAUGGCCUGAGUUGGGAUUCUUUAACCCAAAAGUUCAGCUCAGUUCAUCUCACCAUCCCUCAAGUCGAAAAGGUACUAAUUCAACUAAAAGAACCCAUUAAUGCAAAGCAAGCAUUGAAAUUUUUCCACUGGUCAGCUCAUAAUAUGAAUUUGCAACAUGGGAUGUCUUCUUAUUGCAUUACAAUUCACAUUUUGGUUAAAGCUAGGCUUUUUAAGGAUGCCAAGGCAUUGGUUGAAUCAAUUUUAGUCAACAAAAAAUCCAUGCAUGAUGGUCCUGUUGAAAUGCUUAACAAUGUUCUGGAUUCACUGCUUGGUUCUUAUGAAGUUGUGGGUUCGACCCCUUUUGUCUUUGAUUUGUUUAUGCAAACUUGCGCUAAGCUGAGGAUUAUUGAUAGUGUUGUUGAUGGUUGUAAAGUCUUGGAUGAGCGUGGGUUUGGAUUGAGUGUUAUUAGUUAUAAUACUUUGCUUCAUGUUAUGCAAAAGUCUGAGAAGACUUCUCUGGUUUGGAGUUUGUAUGAGCAUAUGAUUGACAAGAGAAUGUACCCAAAUGAAGUUACUUAUAGGAUUUUGGUUCGUGCUUUGGGUAAAGAAGGGAGGCUAAAGAGGUUUUUGGAUGUGGUGGAGAGGAUUCAUGGCAAGAGAUGUUCUUUACCGGGCAUGGUGGUGAAUACUUGUUUGGUGUUUGGUUUGAUAGACGGGGGUAAAGUUGGAGAGGGGAUGAAUUUGUUGAAGAAUAUGUUGCAGAAGAAUAUAAUUCCUGAUACCAUUUCAUUUUCGUUGGUUAUAAUGGCCAAGGUGAGGAUGGGGGAUCUGGAUGCCGCAUGGGAGGUAUAUGAGGAAAUGCGUAAGAGGGGUUUUGAAGGGAACUCUUUUGUAAGUACUUCGUUUAUUGGUGCUUACUGUAAGCAGGGGAAGAUUGAGGAAGCAAUGAGGUUGAUGCGAGAAAUGGAUGAUUUGGGGAUGAAGCCGUAUGAUGAAACAUUUAAUCAUCUAAUUGAAGGUUGUUCGGGAACAGGAUAUUUGGAUGAAAGCUUGAAAUUUUGUGAGAGAAUGGUCAAGAUGGGACUUCUACCAAGUCCUUUGGCAUUUAAUAUGAUGGUUGGUAAGCUUUGUUCAGAUGGGGAGGCAAAGCGGGUUGAUGAAGCUUUGACUGUUUUGUCGGAAAUGGGGUUUGUUCCCGACGAAAACACAUAUUCUCAUCUCGCUAAUGGCUAUAUGACACUUGGUGAUGUGGAGAGGAUUCUGAAACUUUAUUACGAGAUGGAAUAUAGAUCACUUUCUCCAUGUUCUUCAUUUUUAAAUUCCCUAAUAAUUGCUCUUUGCGGACAUGGGAGGGUAAGAGAAGCAGAUGAGUUUUUAAAUUUGUUGAAAGCUAGAUCACUUAUCCCUGGAUCACACACUUAUAAAACAUUGAUUGCGAGUCAUCUGGAGAAGGGGAACAAAACCAGGGCCCAGCAGCUUUGUGAAGAAAUGGUAGAAAUGAGUUGAAGACCGGAUGGUAAAUGGUCUCAGCUAGGAACGUGAUGAUGGACCUGCAGAGAUGGACGCCUUAAACUUAAGGGAGGUAGGUUGCGUAGAAAAUUCAUUGUCAUUGUUUUAUAACUGAGAAAGACCAGAAACCCCAAACAUACAUCUUCACCACCGACGUGGGAAUUGUUACAAUGGCUGAGAAAAAUAAUAAGAGAAGCAAAGGAUUAGAACU